Dufourea novaeangliae is the source of this 416-nucleotide messenger RNA. RefSeq names its product ejaculatory bulb-specific protein 3-like. The coding region runs from base 24 to 416 and encodes 130 amino acids. The transcript is spliced from 2 exons. The record is from RefSeq and is a predicted model, not a curated record. Lineage: Eukaryota; Metazoa; Arthropoda; Insecta; Hymenoptera; Halictidae.
CAGCUACGAAUCUUAGCAGCAAAAUGAAGAGCUUUUGCGUUGUUCUCGUAUUUUCGAUUUGUUUUCUGCUGGCAACAACCUUUGCCGAGGAGAAAUACACGACGAAAUAUGACAAUAUCGAUAUCGACACGGUAAUUAACAGUGAGAGACUUCUGAAUGGUUAUGUAAAUUGCCUGUUGGAUCACGGAGCUUGCACUCCCGACGCCGCUGAACUGAAAAAAAAUCUGCCCGAUGCGCUGGAACACGAUUGCUCAGCCUGUAGCGCGAAGCAGAAGGAAGUCGCGAAUAAGGUCUCUCAAUAUCUAAUCGAUCAUAGGAGAGAAGAUUGGAGUCUUCUCGAAGCAAAGUAUGAUCCGACUGGAGCUUACAGGCAGCAGUACCUUCAAACUCAAAAUAAAGAAAGGGCAAUAGAUUAA